AUGUUAGAAGAAAGUCUUGCAUUAACUUACAUUUUGGAAAACAGCUUUAAGCCAGAAGCAGGUGCAAGACCUGGAGUAUCUAAAAUUGGGAUACUGAUCACUGAUGGGAAGUCCCAAGAUGAUGUUAUCCCUCCUGCUAAAAACCUCCGAGACGCUGGCAUUGAGCUGUUUGCUAUUGGUGUAAAGAAUGCAGAUAUAAAUGAACUCAAAGAGAUUGCUUCUGAACCUGACAGCACACACGUCUACAACGUGGCUGACUUUAACUUCAUGCAUACCAUUGUUGAAGGUCUUACCAGAACAGUGUGCUCACGAGUAGAGGAACAGGAAAAGGAAAUCAAAGGAACAAUUGCUUCACUUGGGGCUCCUUCGGAUUUGGUCACAUCAGAGGUAACAGCUAGAGGAUUCCGGGUUAGCUGGACCCAUGCACCAGGCAAAGUGGAAAAAUACAGGGUUGUGUACUAUCCUACUCGAGGAGGACCACCAGAAGAGGUUGUAGUAGAUGGAAGCGUAUCAACAGCAGUUCUGAAAAACCUGAUGUCUUUAACUGAAUACCAGAUAGCUGUAUUUGCCAUAUACUCAAAUGCUGCUAGUGAGGGCCUCCGUGGAACAGAAACUACACUCGCCUUGCCAAUGGCAUCGGAUCUGCAAUUGUAUGAUGUGUCGCAGAGCAGCAUGAGAGUGAAGUGGAACGGAGUAGCGGGUGCCACAGGUUACAUGAUCCUAUAUGCUCCCCUCACAGAAGGAUUGGCAGCAGAUGAGAAAGAGAUAAAAAUUGGGGAGGCCUCAACAGAUCUUGAACUGGAUGGACUGUUGCCAAAUACAGAAUAUACAGUCACAGUUUAUGCCAUGUUCGGAGAAGAAGCCAGUGAUCCCCUUACAGGACAAGAAACUACAUUGCCUCUAAGUCCACCAGCAAAUUUGAGAUUUUCUGACGUUGGACAUAGUAGUGCUAAGCUAACAUGGGAUCCUGCUUCCAAAAAUGUAAAUGGCUAUCGCAUCAUGUAUGUUAAAACAGACGGAACAGAAACCAAUGAGGUGGAAGUUGGUCGUGUUUCAACCCAUACUCUGAAAAGUUUGGCACCCCUUACAGAGUAUACUGUUGCAAUUUUCUCCCUGUAUGAUGAAGGACAAUCUGAACCGCUUACUGGCAGCUUUACCACGAAAAGAGUUCCAGCUCCCCAGCAUUUGGAAAUUGAUGAAGCAUCAACAGAUAGUUUUAGGGUCAGCUGGAAGCCCACCUCAUCAAAUAUUGCUUUUUACAGAUUGGCAUGGAUUCCUUUGGAUGGGGGGGAAUCCGAAGAGGUUGUCAUAAAUGGAGAUGCAGACAGUCACGUUAUAGAGGGUUUGUUGCCCGACACAGAAUAUGAAGUUUCUUUGCUGGCAGUUUUUGAUGAUGAAACUGAAAGUGAAGUUGUUGCUGUUCUGGGAGCUACAUUUGCAAAUUCUACCAGAAUGCCUUCCACGGCGACUACUACCAGUGCCACAACCUCUGAGCCCACCACAGCAGUUUUUCGAACAGGAAUCAGAAACCUUGUUAUAGAUGAUGAAACAACCUCAAGUCUGAGGGUGACGUGGGACAUUUCAGAUUAUAGUGUCCAGCAGUUCAGAGUGACCUAUCUCACUGCGAAGGGUGACCGUUCUGAGGAAGCGGUAAGAAUGGUAAUGGUGCCUGGGAGACAAAAUACUCUUCUGCUUCACCCUCUGCUGCCUGAUACAGAAUACAAAGUUACCAUAACUCCCAUCUAUGCCGAUGGGGAAGGAGUCAGCGUCUCAGCUCCUGGCAAAACUCUACCCCUGUCUGCUCCUAGAAAUUUGCGUGUCUCAGAUGAGUGGUACAACAGAUUACGCAUCAGUUGGGAUGCCCCACCAUCAACAACAAUGGGUUACAGAGUUGUCUACAAACCUAUCAACAUUCCUGGUCCUGCGUUGGAGACCUUUGUAGGGGAUGAUAUUAAUACCAUUCUCAUUCUAAAUCUCUUCAGUGGAACGGAGUACAGUGUUAAAGUAUUUGCUUCGUACUCAACAGGCUUCAGUGAUGCCCUAACAGGCGUAGCCAAAACCUUGUACCUGGGUGUGACAAAUCUGGAUUCCUAUCAAGUCCGCAUGACUAGUCUGUGUGCUCAGUGGCAGCUUCAUAGACAUGCAACUGCAUACAGGGUAGUUAUAGAGUCACUUGUGGAUGGAAAACAACGAGAAGUAAAUCUUGGUGGAGGGACACCUAGACAUUGUUUCUUUGAGCUGAUGCCUGGAACUGAGUAUAAAAUCAGUGUUCAUACACAGCUUCAGGAGAUCGAGGGCCCUGCUGUAAGCAUCAUGGAGACAACAUUACCAUUUCCAACUCAACCACCAACAACACCUUCAACACCACCUCCACCACCUACAAUCCCGCCUGCAAAAGAAGUGUGCAAAGCAGCCAAAGCUGACCUUGCGUUCCUGGUGGAUGGGUCAUGGAGUAUUGGAGAUGACAAUUUCAAUAAAAUUAUAAGCUUUCUCUAUAGCACUGUUGGAGCUUUGGAUAAGAUUGGUCCUGAUGGAACACAGGUGGCAAUAAUUCAGUUUAGCGAUGAUCCCAGGACAGAAUUUAAGUUGAAUGCAUACAAAACAAAAGAGACUCUUCUUGAAGCUAUUCAGCGAAUAGCCUACAAAGGAGGAAAUACAAAAACAGGCAAAGCCAUUAAACAUGCAAGAGAAAUCCUGUUUACUGGAGAGGCAGGCAUGAGAAGGGGCAUUCCAAAGGUUUUGGUUGUCAUUACUGAUGGGCGAUCACAGGAUGAUGUGAACAAAGUCUCCAGAGAAAUGCAACUAGAUGGUAAAAUGUGUAGUUUUAAGAACUACUCACAUUUCCUUUUUUUCUCAUUAAUUGUAUCUCUCUGUGAAGUUCCCAGUGAAUAUCAUGGCUUCCUGAAAGCCAAUGUAAUCGUCCAGCUUGUCUGCCUACUCGUUGUGUUGUUAGAUGCUGAGUGUUUCAGCUUUUUUGCUAUUGGAGUAGCUGAUGCCGACUAUUCAGAGUUAGUGAAUAUUGGCAGCAAGCCCAGUGAAAGACACGUCUUCUUUGUGGAUGACUUUGAUGCCUUUACAAAGAUUGAAGAUGAGCUGAUCACUUUUGUUUGUGAAACUGCAUCAGCAACCUGCCCAUUGGUAGUUAAAGAUGGCAAUAAUUUUGCAGGAUUUAAAAUGAUGGAAAUGUUUGGUUUGGUUGAAAAGGAGUUUUCCGCUGUGGAAGGGGUUUCAAUGGAACCUGGUACAUUUAAUGUUUACCCAUGUUACAGACUGCACAAGGAUGCCCUGGUGUCACAGCCUACCAAGUAUUUGCAUCCUGAAGGUCUCCCUUCUGAUUACACCAUCACGUUUCUCUUUCGUAUACUCCCUGACACACCUCAGGAGCCCUUUGCUCUUUGGGAGAUUUUAAAUGAAGGAUAUGAACCACUGGUUGGAGUUAUUUUAGAUAAUGGUGGUAAAACUCUGACUUUCUUUAACUAUGACUACAAAGGAGAUUUUCAAACUGUGACUUUUGAAGGUCCUGAAAUAAGGAAGAUGUUUUAUGGGAGUUUUCAUAAGCUGCAUGUUGUUAUCAGCAAGACUACAGCCAAGAUAAUUAUUGACUGCAAACAAGUGAGUGAGAAGACCAUUAAUGCAGCAGGGAAUAUUAGUUCUGAUGGCAUAGAAGUGCUGGGGAGAAUGGUGAGAUCCAGAGGACCGAGAGACAACUCUGCACCACUGCAGUUACAGAUGUUUGACAUUGUUUGUGCUACCUCAUGGGCCAAUCGAGACAAAUGCUGUGAGCUUCCUGGCUUGAGAGAUGAGGAAAACUGCCCUGCCCUUCCUCAUGCUUGUUCCUGUUCAGAAGCCAAUAAGGGUCCUCUUGGACCUCCUGGACCACCGGGUGGUCCAGGUGUCAGAGGUGCCAAAGGUCAUCGCGGUGAUCCAGGUCCAAAGGGACCAGAUGGACCUCGAGGUGAAAUUGGUGUUCCUGGACCGCAAGGACCUCCAGGACCACAAGGACCCAGUGGACUUUCUAUUCAAGGGCCUCCAGGGCCACCAGGUGAAAAGGGAGAGAAGGGAGAUCUUGGUUUUCCUGGCCUGCAGGGUGUCCCAGGAGCAUCAGGUUCACCCGGAAGAGAUGGAGCUCAAGGUCAAAGGGGCCUUCCUGGCAAAGAUGGACCCACAGGCCCACAAGGACCUCCUGGCCCAAUGGGCAUACCUGGUGCUCCAGGUGUUCCAGGUAUUACUGGAAGCCAGGGGCCACAAGGUGAUGUUGGAGCUCCUGGUCCUCCUGGAGCUAAGGGUGAAAGGGGUGAGCGGGGCGAUCUUCAGUCCCAAGCAGUGGUUCGUGCUGUUGCUCGUCAAGUGUGUGAACAGCUCAUCCAGGGUCAUAUGGCAAGAUAUAACUCAAUUCUGAACCAGAUUCCAAGCCAAUCUGUCUCAACACGAACCAUCGCAGGACCUCCUGGUGAGCCAGGUCGGCCAGGAGCUCCAGGGCCACAGGGUGAACAAGGAUCACCGGGCAUGCAAGGGUUUCCAGGAAGCCCUGGUCAACCUGGAAGACCAGGAGAAAGAGGUUUACCAGGUGAGAAAGGAGAAAAAGGCAAUCCAGGUGUUGGAACGCAAGGACCCCGAGGCCCACCAGGAUCUACAGGACCUCCAGGAGAAAGUCGAACUGGCAGCCCAGGACCGCCAGGAUCAGCGGGCCCACGAGGUCCCCCUGGUCACAUGGGACCCCCAGGCUCACAGGGUCCUUCUGGUCCCCCUGGGUACUGUGAUCCGUCCUCCUGCGCUGGUUAUGGCAUGGGAGGUGGAUACGGUGAGCCAACUGAUCAAGACAUCCCAGUAGUGCAGUUGCCACAUAGCUCCUACCAAAUCUAUGACCCUGAGGACCUUUAUGAUGGUGAGCAACAGCCGUAUAUAGUUCACGGGUCCUACCCCUUACCAUCCCCAUACUCCCAGUCCUAUCCAUCACCUCAUCUUGCUCAACCAGAAUUUACUCCUGUUCAAGAAGAGAUGGAAGCCGUUGAACUGAGAUCCCCAGGAAUCAGUCGCUUCGCAAGGAGGAUAGCCAAAAGGAGCGCCAAGAGUCCAGCACGCACAAAGGCAAAUGGAAAAAAACCCUCUCAAUGAACUGUUUAAAAAAGGGAAACAUUUUAUGUGCAUCUGUUUGGCCUUUUGUCCAGGUGCCUCACCUGUCACGGAAGAUGUUUACAGGCUCUUAUGUUAAAGGAGAAAAAAGUGUACAUGGCUGGUUGACACAACAAAUAAUGGUAAUUAUCUUGCAUGCCAGAAGCUUAGUUGUUAGUGGGUUGGUGCUAGAUGAUGAUGAAAGGUCACUUGUAGACCUUUCUCUGGAGUACUGUUCCGUUCACUAUUCAAACUGUAUAAAAACAUGCGUCCAGCUAGUUGGUGUAUGUAGAACCAUCCAGAAAAGUUAAUGUUUGUUAUCAGUUUUUUCCUAGUUGAUUAUGUUCUGUUGGUUUUGGAUUAAUUGCUUUACUAGCAGAGUAACCCGACUAAAUUCACUGGAGAACAAUCAUAAUCAGGUUUCCUUGAACCCAGCUUAUUACCCUUUUGCAAAGAAUUCAUAUGUUAACAGGGUGUUGUUUUUUCUAACUCACAUGAUAUAAAUACACAAGAAUGUUCUGUGGGA
Messenger RNA from Lepidothrix coronata (blue-crowned manakin), 5638 nucleotides. Its product is annotated as collagen alpha-1(XIV) chain. Gene Ontology annotation, cellular component: interstitial matrix. The coding region runs from base 1 to 5115 and encodes 1704 amino acids. Lineage: Eukaryota; Metazoa; Chordata; Aves; Passeriformes; Pipridae. The transcript is spliced from 43 exons. The record is from RefSeq and is a predicted model, not a curated record. Gene Ontology annotation, molecular function: protein binding.